UACAGUAUUCAUCUCUCUCUUCAGUCUUCACUCUUCACCCAUCCUUUGUGUUUAGUACUGCUGCUCUGUAAAGGGUGGAGAUGAGAGCAAUGGCGGACAAAGAGAACUGCACGAGAGUGACGCGGCUGUCGAAGAAGAGGGCGGCGGAGUCGAUGGCGGCUCAGCUGCAGCAGCAGAGCAAGAAAAGAGUGGUUUUGGGAGAGAUUACCAGCGUCCCAAAUGUGGGUCUGAGUCAGAUUUCGGAGCAACAGAAACCCAAGCCCAGGCGGGCUAAGAGGAAGGUUUUGAAGGCUGCGGGUAAAGGGGUGACGGAGAAGGGGAAACAUGAGGAUAAUGGAACCGAUAUUGAUGCGAAAUCUGAUGACCCACAGAUGUGCGCCGCCUAUGAUUCUGAGAUUUAUGAGUAUAUGCGCCAAAUGGAGUUUCAGCAGAAAAGCAGACCAUUGCCUGAUUACAUUGAGAGAGUUCAGAAAGAUUUGAGUGCAAAUAUGAGAGGAAUCUUGGUAGAUUGGUUGAUUGAAGUUGCAGAGGAAUAUGUACUCCUUCCAGAUACUCUUUAUCUAGCUGUUUCCUAUAUUGAUAGAUUCUUGUCCACAAAUGUUCUUACCCGACAAAAGCUUCAGCUUUUGGGUGUUUCUUCCAUGCUUAUUGCCUCAAAGUAUGAAGAGAUCAGUCCUCGCAAUGUCGAAGAAUUCUGUUACAUUACAGAUAACACCUAUACCAAAGAUGAAGUGGUAGAAAUGGAGGCAGAUGUCCUCAAAUCGCUCAAGUUUGAACUGGGCAGUCCCACAAUCAAGACGUUUCUUAGAAGGUUUACCCGAGUUUCUCAAGAAGACUAUAAAACUUCAAAAUUGCAAUUAGAGUUUUUGGGCGACUACUUGGCCGAAUUGAGUUUGUUGGAUUACAGCUGCCUUAAAUUCUUGCCUUCCUUGGUAGCUGCUGCCGUUAUAUUCCUUUCCAGGUUUACUCUUCAACCAAACCUGCAUCCCUGGAACAAAGCACUCCAACAAUAUUCGGGAUAUAAACCAUCUUCUUUGAAGGAAUGCGUUAUGAUAAUACAUGACUUGCAAUUAAGUAGAAGAGGAGGUGUUUUGAUAUCUGUAAGGGAGAAAUACAAGCAACACAAGUUCAAGUGUGUAUCAAUGCUCUCAUCCCCACCCGAGAUACCAGAUUCCUAUUUCGAAGAUGUGAUUGUACAAUGAGUGAUUGUGUGACAACUUAGCUUAGGCGGUGAAGCUUCAUUAACCCAGAGGUACAAAUGUUUGUUCUAGCCUGUAUAUCACCCGAUGCCUUAUUGGUACGCAAGAUUGGUGUAUCUUGUAUCUGUUUGAAUUGCUGACUUAGACAAGUGUGUUUGCCCUUGCUGAAUUAAUGUAACUUUUGGAAAGUCCAGAUUUUUUGGCUUGGAAUUUUGGUGUAAUGCAAAUUUAGCGGAUUUUACA
Ipomoea nil (Japanese morning glory) is the source of this 1442-nucleotide messenger RNA. Its product is annotated as G2/mitotic-specific cyclin C13-1-like. Gene Ontology annotation, molecular function: cyclin-dependent protein serine/threonine kinase regulator activity. The record is from RefSeq and is a predicted model, not a curated record. Gene Ontology annotation, biological process: regulation of cyclin-dependent protein serine/threonine kinase activity; mitotic cell cycle phase transition. Gene Ontology annotation, cellular component: cyclin-dependent protein kinase holoenzyme complex; cytoplasm; nucleus. Lineage: Eukaryota; Viridiplantae; Streptophyta; Magnoliopsida; Solanales; Convolvulaceae. The transcript has 7 exons. Bases 81 to 1202 code for a protein of 373 amino acids.